This is a messenger RNA of Amoebophrya sp. A25, 333 nucleotides long. The record is from the annotation of a GenBank genome assembly. Lineage: Eukaryota; Dinophyceae; Syndiniales; Amoebophryaceae.
GCUUUAACGAACCAAAUUUAGGGCAAUGGAAUGUCGCUACUGUGGAAAGAGUUCACAGGGCAUUCGAUGGUGCAGAAGAAUUCGCGCAGCCGCUGAACACGUGGGAUCUAUCAAAAGCAUUCGAGGUUUGGCUUAAUGAGGAAAGCACACAAGAUUUUCCACCCUUGUCUCUCUUCACUUUUGAUUCCUUUCUCGAAUCUCUUGAGUGGGGUCGCAGCAAAAAAAGCAUUUGCGAUUCUCCUCCUGAAUUCUGGCCGCGCGAUCCCACGAAGAAAACCAGAAAAGGCCACAUUGCACUGUCUCUCAUGUCCCGAGCCUCUGCUUCUAAAUCCU